GCGGCGGCAUGCGCGCGGGCGGGGCGUGUGCGUCGACAACUCUGGACUCGCUCGACCUGCGCACCUCGCGGCCGCCGGGCGGCCCAGGCGCCCUGGCGCGGCAGGCCUCGCCGGGGCAGGACUCCAGGUCGCCCCUGACCCAGAUCGCGUCGACCCCGCCGCUGGGCCCGGCCUCGCCCGCGGAGUCCCCGGAGCGCAGGACGCCCCCGCGGGAGGCCUGCCCGCCCUACCAGCUGCCCGACCCGCUGUCGGAGCCGGACCUGCCGGGAGGGCGGACCGCGGCUUCCCGCGCCGAGCCUCCAGUGACGGGAGCCACCCCUGCGGCUGCCCCGCCCGCGGAGGCGACGCUGCGCGUCUGGCCCGCCUGCCCGCCCGCCCUCACACUCGGGGCGCGGCGCGUGGACUCCGCCCUCCUCGACGCGGGGCACGAAGUAAAGUGGGACAGAGACAAGCUCAUGGCCGCCCUGCGGGGCACCCGUGAGCGAUAUGAUUUUACGAUUGUUGUCGAGUCUAAGCUAUCGGAGCUAAACCUCGACACUCGCGCCAACGACACACCAGAGGAGCUGCUCAAGACGCUGGACACGGUAAUGCGAGAGGCUGAGAAAAUUAUCUUCGAACGUGGAGCCAAGGGCCACGUCGACGCCGACAAGCAGGAGCGUCUUCGGCCACUGGCUCAGCGGCGUGAGCUACGAGUACAGCUUCAGGAAUGUGACCUCUCGGAGCUAGAAGAGUACACCAGGGCGUUGAAGGUCAUCGCACAGAAAUGCCACAAGCAGCGCAAGCGGGCCUAUGAACGCAAGCAGGAGGCGCUCGUUGAAGAGAUCUACGAGGCAUGGAGGCGGCGCAGCUUGGCUGGGGUUCACCGCUUGAGCUUGCGCCUUGCUGGCGGCCGCUUCGGCAGCGGCAAGCGAGACUUCUCGCGACCGCAGGGCGCGCUUCCGACCAAGGUGUGCUGGUCUGUAGAGUUUGUGGCUCAGAACAUCGCUAUCUUCGUAAGUAUAACCUACACGCUCGUUCGCAUUUGCUGCGCGCCCCUUCUCAUCGAUGUGGACACGGGCAUGGUCGGAGAGGAUUCGGUUCUACCGUUGGCGGGAGUCCUUCUGGCGCCGAAGAGGAAGGCCGACGGGGCGCCCGACGGCGAGCCGAAAAGACAGAAAGAGACGAAGGGCAAGAGCAAGGGCGAGGACAACGACAGCCUCGUGACAAAGGUCGCCAUCCUUUCCACCGACACCGCACGCGAGCAGGUGAUGUGCUCGUCCAUGGUGCUGCCGACUUACCUCAGUCCCGCGGAGUCGUACCGAGCAGGACUGGCCGCCAACAAGUCCUACGAGGACAUGGUCAAGGCACUUCACGACCGAACGGCGGAGGGCGAGGAUGUGGACUUGUCGACGUUAGGGCCACCGUUCAUCACCGUGUUCUUCAUGACAACGAGGGCGCUCCUGUUGAUGACGCCAGAGGAGAUCCAGCAGAAGGUAGAGGAGUAUUUCAAUCCGCACCUGAAGGAGAAGCCGAUGCAGUACAUGGGCAUGAUCCGUCACUUCACGGUGAGGGCGCCGCGCGGGCCAGGACCAAAGAAGUUGGGGGGCACGGUCAGGCUGCAGUACGCUUUGGGGCCGAACCCGCUCAGCUCGGAGGUGAACUGGUUCCGGGACGCGGCUUUGACGGAUCUGAAGGCAUCGCAGCUAUUCGCCAUGUCGGCGUGCUCGGCGGUCGAGGCCAAGCUUGCAGCGCUGCUCUCUUCGGUCAGCGCCACGGUGGUCAAGCGGCCGCUCCGGGAGUGGCUUCUCAAGGAGGCGGUGGUGGCGGCGGCCACCGCCUGCCUUGCUGCUCCGGCGGCGGGAGCCGGCAUUGGCGGCGUUCCGGAGGCCUGUUCGGCCUGCGCUGUCAUCGACGGCUACGAGGACGUGCUCAUCAAGUACGGGCACGACCACAAGAAGGCCACGGGCGAGGACAUUCGUCGUCGUCUCGUGGACGGCGGGCACCGCGAGCUCGCCAAGGAGUGGGUCAGCCUGCGCAACGGCCGGCGCGCUUGCGCGCACCCGCACCGUGAGCUGCUGGACAAGAUCCACGGCGCUCUUUCGUGCGCGGCUGACCCCCCGACCUGCUGUUCCACGGGUGCCAGCGGGGACGAAGGCUAUCACUCCGACUCGGCGUCGGGCAGCGGGGACGGCCUGUCUGGGCCCCUGCAGGAGCUGGCGCGGGUCAAGCAGGAGCUGGCGCUGGUCAAGGAGGAGGCUUUCGCCCACAGCCAGCGCGCGGACGAGGCUGAGGGCAUGCUGCUGGUCGAGCGCGCGCGGGUCGCCGAGUGCCAGGAGCUGCUCUCUUCGGCCGAGGGUCGCCUUCAGGAGUGCCAGGCGGUCGCCGACAGCCUCUGCGACGAGCUCAUGGCGACUCGUGCCGUUGCCCGGGGUUUCUCACAGGAGCUCCAGCAUAUCGAGGCUAAGGUCGUCAGCGACUGCAUCACCGAGCUGAUUGGGGAGAAGAAGGGCGGCGCGCUUCCCAGCUUUCACGAGGACUCCGCCGCGCGGGAGGUGGUGAGCCCCGCCGACGGCGAGGAGGUUCUUGCUGAAGCGUCGAGUGGAGCCAACCAGGAGUCCGAGGGCGAGAUCGAGUAUGCCGCCAAGUCCUCUGGGCUCUCCUUCGGUGUCGGCGCCGAGAAGAUUUCUUCCUGUUCUUCUUCUCCAGGGCCCGCUCCGCUUGACGAGGACAUGAUGUACCUGCGUGCCAAGCGGAUGGUGGAGGUUCUCAACACCCGCGAGUUCGCUAUCAAUCCCAUCGACGACGAGGCCGCGUCCGCUUUGGCGGGUUUUGGCGACUACUGGGCCUCGCAGCUCGUGGAGGAGAUGAUCGCGAUGAAGGCCAAGAUCCGCAACCCCAGCGGAUUCAUCAAGGCCGCCGCUCGCCGUGCAGGACUUGGGCCACCAGCCUGGUGA
Molecule: messenger RNA, 2933 nt
Organism: Prorocentrum cordatum
Lineage: Eukaryota; Dinophyceae; Prorocentrales; Prorocentraceae
Source: the annotation of a GenBank genome assembly